Messenger RNA from Fusarium tjaetaba, 1101 nucleotides. Its product is annotated as d-amino acid dehydrogenase small subunit. Gene Ontology annotation, molecular function: oxidoreductase activity. Gene Ontology annotation, cellular component: cytoplasm. Lineage: Eukaryota; Fungi; Ascomycota; Sordariomycetes; Hypocreales; Nectriaceae. The coding region runs from base 1 to 1101 and encodes 366 amino acids. The record is from RefSeq and is a predicted model, not a curated record. The transcript has a single exon.
AUGAACGUUGAAUCCGCUCCAGUUGUCGUCAUAGGCGGCGGUAUUGUUGGUGCCUCUAUUGCAUGGCACCUAGCCAAGAAGAAGAAGGAUGUCAUUCUUAUUGCAGAGGCAAUCGGCGGGGUAGCGACCACCAAGUCAUUUUGCUGGCUUAACGCAGCUGGUGCAACGCAGAAAUUCUACUAUGACUUCCGACGUCGCUCUAUGGCACGCUGGGCUGAAAUAGGCCAAGAGUUACCGGAUCUCCCGAUUCGUUGGGGUGGUGUCCUGGCUUGCGACAGAACUCCUGAAGAGCGCCAAGAGUUCUAUGAAUGUCAGCGUCUCUGGGGUACAAACAUCAGGCGCAUGGAAGAAACCGACCUUGCUGCACUCGAACCGCAAGUCGAUGAGGGCCAAUUCUCUUUGGUCAAAUGGGGCCUACAUGUUCCCGAAGAGGGCACCAUCGAAGCACACGCCGCCGCAGAGAAGCUGAUUGCUUACGCCCAAUCGCUUGGAACUAAAGUGCUUGAGGCGACUGCCACUGGAUUUCUCAGGGACGACAAGGGUCGAGUCUCGGGUGUAGUAACAGACUCUGGGCACGUGCAUGGCAGUCACGUUGUUCUAGCCGCUGGUCUUGGAAGUGUUCCACUAUUGGCAACAGAGAACAUCAAACUUCCCUUGAGUGGUCGAGAGGGUCUCCUCGUCAACACCGCCCCAACGGAAAAGCGGUAUCUCAAUACCUUGCUCCGCUUACCAGGCUUGCAUAUGCGCCAAACCCUGGAUGGGCACAUCCUCUUCGGCGCAUCCUUCGCUGGCGGACAGCCCGGUGACGACCCGCAGGCAACAGCAGAGGAUCUUUUCAAUCAAGUACAACAUGUGUUUCAGAAUGGAGAUCAACUUGAGUUUAGCCAUUAUACUAUUGGUCUACGACCUGAGCCGGACGAUGGAUAUCCCAUUCUCGGUUCCACGGGCUUAGAAGGGCUUGACCUGGCUGUGAUGCACUCUGGCGUAACGAAUGCCGCACUGGUUGGUGAGCUCCUAGCUGACAAGGUGGUCUUCGGUAUUGAAGAUCCAAUGCUGGAAGACUAUCGAUUGGAUCGCUUUAAAGAUAAUGCAAAACUCUAG